AUGGUGCUGCUAAUGCUGAGCUACUUUAAUUGUUUCAUGGUGAUUUUGGGACAGGUUUUAUUACCAACUGGGAAGGCCGUUGAAGAAGUUGAACCAAAUUUCGUUGAGAUACUAAAAUGUUCUGGCGGGCUCUGGCUUUUUUACACUCGCUUUUUCUGCCCUAAACUCGGGAUUUACGCGGAUCCCGUAUGCGGAAGUGCGCAUUGUGCAUUAGCACCAUACUGGAGCAAGAAGCUCGGAAAAUGCGAUUUUAUUGCAUAUCAAGCGUCGCCUAGAAGUGGCGUAUUGAAUUUGCAUCUCGACGACGAGAAUAAGAGGGUUUUGCUUCGAGGAAAAGCCGUUGCAGUGAUGGAAGGCACCCUUUUGGUGUAA
Erythranthe guttata (spotted monkey flower) is the source of this 372-nucleotide messenger RNA. The record is from RefSeq and is a predicted model, not a curated record. NCBI's taxonomy places the organism in Eukaryota, Viridiplantae, Streptophyta, Magnoliopsida, Lamiales, Phrymaceae.